AUGAAACAUAAAAUUGCCGAAGUAAAAUCCAAUAAUAAGUUAUUUGGCUUAAAAGACAAUAAUCGUAUCAAGAGAUCUUUAAAUGCUGUUGGUUCCAUAUACCACCUACUGUUUGGAUUAAUGGACAAUGACGAUCGUAAAGAAUUAGAACACGACAUGAGAAAUCUUUUAAGCAAUCAAUUCAAGAUUGAAAACCUGCUUCGCAAUCAAACCUCAUUGGUUAAUGCUACGAUAAAUGUUUUACAGAAAACUACCAACGAAGUAAACGAAGGUUAUAAGCAAAUUCAGGAAAAGGUUGACAACAUGAUCGAGAUCACAAAUGAACAAUAUUUUAUCUAUAAAGAGUUCAUUAAAUUUAUGGCAGUCGCAAAUCAAAUGGAGGCUCAACUACAAGAAAUAGAAAAGAUUCAAUUUCAAGUGCUAAGGCUACUAAUAGAUGUUAAUCAUGGAAAAAUUAGUUCAGUUCUGUUAAGACCGGAACAACUUAGCUUGGAAAUUGCAAAAAUAAAAGCAUGGCUACCAGAGAAGAUGCAAUUACCUGGUGAUACAUCCAAUCAAAUUGCCACAAUUAUCCGUCUUCUAACAGGAGAGGCAAUAAUUGUGAACAGCAAGCUAGUUAUCAAAAUACAAAUUCCUCUGAUUACAAUAAAAUUUUCCAACAUUUUUAAGGUAGUUCCAGUUCCGGUCAAACAUGGCGAUACGAACGUAGUGGCGUCCAUAGCUCAACCUUACCUAGUCUACAGUCACGAGAGUGAUGUUUACCAUUUAACGUCUGAAUUGGAGUGGCGUCAAUGUAAAACCAUAUCUGACCGACAAUACCUAUGUGAUGAGACUUGGGCAUGGCAAGAUGCAAACGAUAACUCCUGCGAAGUAUCUCCUUUGAAACCACAUAAGAAGAUUGUAUGCCAGUUUGUAGAGGCCAGUAACAAACAUAUGUGGGUAAAUCUAAAUAAUCGUCGGCAAUGGAUUUUUAGGGCAUCAUUAAACGCUACUUUACACGUAUUUUGUGACCAGAAGCAUCAAGACCCGUUUUCACUUCCACAGCAGGGUCUGUUGAUACUGCAAUCAGGGUGCUCUGGCCAAAUUGGAAAGACGCAAAUACCAGCAAGCAAUCAUAACAAUGUAUCAACUCAAGGGGAUUUUGGUAUACAAUUGAUAAAACAUAUGCAAGAUACAUCAGCUGAUCUAUUGAAGCCAUUAAAUUCACACUUAAUCGAUCAUAAAGAAGACAUCAUUAAGAUUAAGCAACAGAUUCACCGCAUCCAAGCAGAAGAUUGGACCCUGAAAGGUUUACACUUCCAUCACGCAACUGGACACAUAUCAUUAAGUAUUUUAUGUAUAUUUAUCAUGAUUAUCCUAGUUUACUUUAUAAGAAAAUGUUUGUUAAAGGGGAAGGCGAAUGUGAUUAUUAUUCGUCGACCACAAGAAACCUAG
Molecule: messenger RNA, 1434 nt
Organism: Teleopsis dalmanni
Lineage: Eukaryota; Metazoa; Arthropoda; Insecta; Diptera; Diopsidae
Exons: 1
Coding region: 1-1434 (477 amino acids)
Source: RefSeq, a predicted model, not a curated record